GGGGAGCGGGGAGCGCAGCCCGUAGACCCGAGCGCCGGGCCAUCGCUGGGAACCCCUCCCUCUCCCCGCGCCGCCUCCAGCGCGAGUGACAACGCGCCCUCCAGGCUCGGGAGCAGCCGCGUGCCGAACAAUCCCGGGCAGGGCUCGCCUCGCUGGUGACAUCACUGCCGAAGAUACUCCCCGCUCUCUCAGUGCCUGCCUUCACGAGGCGUCCGUCCGUUUGUCCGUUUCCUUCCAUCCGCUGCUGGAGAGGGCUCAGCGCUGCCGGGGACAGAGCCGGGCACCGAGGAGCGACAGGACCCGGAGGAGGAGGGAGAGCAAAGGCAGCGAGGGAAGGAGGACCCCGGCAGGCGACAGCAUGAAAUUCAGCCCAGCGCACUACUUGCUGCCUCUCCUGCCAGCGCUGGUCCUCAGCACCAGACAGGACUAUGAAGAUCUAGAAAAGCAGCUGAAAGAAGUCUUUAAGGAGCGAAGCAACAUCCUCCAUCAGCUGACAAAGACAUCAAGAGAACUUGAUGGAAUUAAAGUCAACCUUCAGUCUUUGAAAAACGAUGAGAAAACUUCCAAAACUGAUGUUCAGAAGCUUCUGGAAAUAGGUCAGAGACAAAGAGAACAAAUGAAGUCUCUCCAGGAGGUCCUGCAAAAUCAACUUAAAGAGACAUCUGAGAAAGCAGAAAAACAACAAGCUACUAUUAAUUUUUUAAAGACUGAAAUGGAAAGAAAGAGCAAAAUGAUCCGAGAUCUCCAGAAUGAGAAUAAAAGCUUGAAGAACAAACUCUUGUCAGGAAACAAGCUGUGUGGCAUCCAUGCAGAAGAGUCAAAAAAAAUCCAAGCCCAGCUGAAGGAGCUUCGUUAUGGGAAGAAGGAUUUAUUAUUUAAGGCCCAACAACUUACUGAUCUGGAACGAAAAUUAGCUGUGGCCAAAAUUGAGCUGGAGAAAGCAGCUCUUGACCGGGACUCACAGCUGAAAGCAAUGAAAGAGACUGUCCAUCUCUGCCUGUCAACUGUGUUCCGUAAUCAACCGCCUCCCCCUUUGAGUCUAGCCAGGACAAAUCCAACUCAGAUGUCAGUUCCCCCUGGGACAAUUGACAGUAUGAUUCCUGAUGCAAGGACAAAAAUCAAGCCUCAACAAACCUUUACUGGAAGCAAUGAGAGCUCUCAAAUUGAGACAACAAAGGAAGAAAAUCUGAACACUACUGAGUGCAAUCCUCUAAGUCUUUUACAAGAGGGCAGGACCUGUUCAAUGAAGCACAAAGACAAUCACCCAACCAAUGCUACAGUAGAGCCAGUGACUACCCCACAGAAAUUGCAAAUCCUUCCUUGUACUGAAUGUGAGGUGAAGAAAAACCCGGAAAAACAAUUGACCAACUUUGAAGGGAGGGCAACUAGAGAAGAAAAAAUACUGUUAUUUGUCCUUGCUUUUUUCUCUGAAAGAUAUAUCUAUGGGCCUGUGGCUGUGACUUCUAGAAAAGUAGAUGUAGCAUUUCUGGAUGAAUUUUGGAAUGCUGCUCGAUGUGAUAGACACAAUUCACCUGGCAUAGAGGAAAUUGAAGUAGAAAAAUGUUAAUUGCAUUGCCCAAGAUGUCACGGGAAGAAGGAGAGGUUGCAUACAGACCUGGCAGUGAGUUGCUGGAAUCCCCUGUGCUUCACCCCAUUACCACAUUGCGUCUCCUCAAAGGCCAGAGUCCUGCCUUCUUGGAACUUACGGUUUAGAAGAAGAGACAUCACUAAUGAAGGAAACACACAGAUAAAUGCAUGACUGUCUAGGACAGGAACAUUGUUCCUUUUUCCCCUUCAAGUUUUUUCAUCUGGUUUAAGAAUUAAAUUGACACGAGACAGAUGAACAGGAAUAAAAAAAUAAAUAAAAACACCAAAAUUUUAUUACAUGUGCAUAAUGAAAUUGAAUCCUAGAGAAAUCGCCAAAGCAGGCAGUUUUUAUACUUUCUUAGACAAAGAGACAAUAAAUCUGUGAGAAAUUGACAGAACAAGGAAAACUUAAUUUUGAAAGCUGCAGUUAAUAAGGAAUUUUAAACAGAAUUAGGACUGGGGUAGUAAAUUAGUAGAAAAUAACAAGGGAUGUUUAUACAGCCUUUAUGGGUCUGAAUUUCUUAUCUCUGGUGAUGAGGAUUUUCUUUACCUCCUGGUACAAGGAGGGUAACUUUCACAUGAGAGAUUUAUAUCUCAUUUUCUGGAGACAGAGUGGGGGAGGGUCAUAGGAUGCAUUUUGCAUUGCUAUUUCUUAAGAACUUUCAUUUAAAACCAUCAGUAUACCAAAGUGGCACAUUUUGGGGUAGCCAGCACUUGGCCCCUAAAAUUGCUAUGAAAACAAAACAAAACAAGACAGGGUCCUCUUGACUGCAUGACACAAGGCAGGGAGCAGCAUGUGAACGUAUCUUGUAUGUGUGAAGUCUCCACCGAGAGAAUUCUAUUAAACAGAUUAAUGAAUAUAUAAUAUUUUGCGUGGAUGUCCAAAGCUUCAAACGUAAUUUUUUUUGUUGUUCCUAGAUACUAGCUAACAAUAUUUUAAAGAGGAUAUUUGAGUUGAAAUAACUAGAGAGUUGUGAAUUAGUGCUUUUCAAAAAACAAAAGCAUCCUAUGGGAAAAUUGCCAAUGCUUUCUAUUCCCUGAAGUCUAGGACAUAGGAGUCUUUUAGGUAUAGAUGACAAUGAAAUGUGGAUUUCUUCCAUGAAAAACUUCCAAACAGGUUUCUUCUGUUUUCUGUCACAAAAAUAGAAAUUUUAUUUCUCAGCCUUAUACUUGAGGUAGUGCCUCCCUGCACGCUCCUCAGAAGAGCCAUACAUUUGCUAGCACAAUGAUUGACCCACGGUGUCUGUAUGGUACUUCUCUAGUGCUGUGAUGCCAUUUGCAUCAGAAGUAAUUGUGGUGUGUAUGUUUUCCCCCUUUCCCCACUCCUAAAUUCCUUAAUUCCUUUGAGAACACCAUUUCACUUCAUGUCAUAGGGAUACUGACAUCCUGGGAAGGUCAUAAAUGCAAUAUAUUUGUUCCUAGAACAAAUCAGACUCUAUUUGGGGCUCCAGGAAGAAGCAGUUAACCUGUGCACUUGAUUAACUGACGAAUGAACAUACAUUCACAGGCCAUAUUUCUACCGAGGGUGAGAAGAAAAAAGAGUAAUCUGUAGUGGGUCAUGCCCUUUUUCUGACUCUGGCUUAUAUUUACCACUUUUUCAUGAUAAAGUGCCCAUUGAAAUUAAGUCAAGAGAUGGAUAUUCAGCAGAAAGUCCCAGCUGGAAUUUAGAAGAUGCAGCAGAAUUGAGCAGAAGAUGAACACUCCUAAUAAGUUCCUGUUAAAUUAGCAUCGUGUUCAAAAUGAUAAGUUGGUGCUUUUUACCCUGCAAAUUUCUGUUUUAUUCUUUAUACUUCUUCAGUCUUGAUCCCAAAGUUUAAAGAUUUGGGGGCUGGAAAUCCCCAAAGCUGCUCCUCAAGUCUUUCCUUGGAAUAAUGUGUCAAGUAUGUAAAUCUUAAUGUCUGCUUGGCAGAAAGUUCACAACUUUUUAAAUGGUCAUGUUUCCAACAUGAGUAAAAUGAGAUGCUGACGAUUUGCUUAUGAAAGCCACUGGGAAUGACUUCAGGUGAUUCUGACUCCAUGAAAAAAGAACAACACAAUAUGGUAAGAGGAACAGGUAAUGAAGAGCGCGUUUUAAAUCUAUUCUUUAAGUCCCUGACAUAGAUCCUUCUUAAGUAGAUGUGGCAUAAAUAAAAUUGAAUAUAUUUA
Felis catus (domestic cat) is the source of this 3732-nucleotide messenger RNA. RefSeq names its product leucine zipper protein 2 (gene LUZP2). The transcript has 14 exons. The record is from RefSeq and is a predicted model, not a curated record. The coding region runs from base 359 to 1567 and encodes 402 amino acids. NCBI's taxonomy places the organism in Eukaryota, Metazoa, Chordata, Mammalia, Carnivora, Felidae.